GGGUAACUAUAUAAACCCCAAGUCAUUUCCUUUCAACAUUUUCCAAUAAUCCUUCGCAGCUUUUUUUUUAGGUUUUUUCCUCCACUAACUCAGAAAACAGUUGCAGAGGUUAAAGCGACGGCGCCAAUUCGCUGUCCGCCUUGUACGAGCUCGAGCUUCGUCUAGGCCCUCGGUUUUCUUACCCCUUUUCUAGAUUUCAUUUUCUUAAUUCGAACUUUUUGUUGAGUUAACAAUGGCGGUGAAAGCAACAAAGGCGGAGAAGAAGGUCGUGUACGACUCCAAGCUUUGCCAGCUUCUGAAUGAGUACCCUCAGAUCCUUAUCGUUGCAGCUGAUAACGUCGGAUCCACUCAGCUUCAGAACAUCCGGAAAGGUCUACGCGGCGAUUCCGUCGUUCUCAUGGGGAAGAACACAAUGAUGAAGAGAUCCGUGAGGCUUCACGCCGAUAAAACCGGCAACAAUGCUUUCCUCAACCUCCUUCCUCUCCUCCAGGGGAAUGUUGGGCUCAUCUUCACCAAGGGUGAUCUGAAGGAAGUCAGCGAGGAGGUUGCCAAAUACAAGGUUGGAGCUCCGGCUCGUGUGGGCUUAGUGGCUCCAAUAGAUGUGGUUGUGCAACCAGGGAACACGGGUCUCGACCCGUCGCAGACCUCUUUCUUCCAGGAUCCAAGCAAGUUUGCGGCUGCGGUGGCGACUUCACCGGUUGCAGGAGAAACUGGCGGAGCUCCUGCGGCGGUGGCUGUGGAGGAAGAAGCUGCGGAAGAGUCUGAUGGGGACAUGGGAUUCGAUCUGUUCGGCUAAAAACUACGCCGUCUUAGCUUUUGCCAUUCUAUCUUUAUGAUUUAUCAAUUUAAAGUCGAACCUUUUCACUUUCACAAUUUCUCUGUUGCACGUUAAGGAUAUCUAUCAAAAUUCGCUUUUCUCUCCAUUUUGAUAUAUAUCUACGCCCAAUUGUAUUAAUUUGUUUGUGUCGACCCCAAUUAUGUUAGUUCCCGAGCCCAAUUAUAUUAGUUAACAUUUUCAUUGUUGCACGUAAAUACUGAGAAAUGUCAAGAGACCGGA
Messenger RNA from Thlaspi arvense, 1057 nucleotides. The record is from the annotation of a GenBank genome assembly. NCBI's taxonomy places the organism in Eukaryota, Viridiplantae, Streptophyta, Magnoliopsida, Brassicales, Brassicaceae.